CUUUAAACAUUGAGCAAUAACAAGACGGUGACGGCAUUUUAGGUGUGAAUGAUACACAGUAAAAUGGCUCCAUACGCACUCAUCUUUAUCUCAUCAGCAGCACUGCUGUCUGUUGUCUGCGCUGCAGGACCAAAAACAUUAAGGGUGACAACGAUCAAGGAAGAACCAUAUGCAAUGUCUAAAGGUUCUGAACUGGAGGGCUUCUGUAUUGACCUGCUCUCAGCUCUCUCUAAGAAACUGGAUUUUAAAUAUAACAUUCAGGUAGUGAAGGAUGGUCGGUAUGGAAUAACAGAUGAAAGUGGACAUUGGAAUGGCAUGAUUGGAGAGAUUAUCAGAGGGGAAGCAGACAUAGCCGUGGCUCCACUCACUGUUACAGCAAAGCGUGAGGCAGUCGUGGAUAUGACCAAACCCUUCAUGCAGACUGGCCUUAGUUUCAUCUUGAGGAAAGAUCAGGCCUCCGAUGAAUCACAGUUUUUCAGUCUUCUCAAUCUGUUCUCCACUGAGAUGUGGAUUGGUGUACUGGUUGCUUACCUGCUGACCUCUGUCUGUAUCUUCUUAGUGGCACGGAUAAGUCCAUGUGAAUGGGGGCAUCCAGAGACAGAGCAGAAUUCAUUCACACUUUCUCACAGUUUUUGGUAUACUGUAGGAGCAUUGACUCUUCAAGGUGCGGGUCCUCACCCCAGGGCUCUUUCAGGACGGAUCAUUACCUCCAUCUGGUGGCUCUUCUCAUUAGUGCUUCUCGUUUCUUACUUUGCCAACCUGAGUUCAUGGCUGCAUUCAGACAGCCAGCAGCUGUCAAUCAAAAGCUUUGAAGACCUUGCCAAUCAGAACGUCAUUGAGUACGGGACCAUUAAAGACUCCUCCUCUUUUGCUUUUUUCAAGAACUCAAACAACCCCACAUACCAGAGGAUCUAUGAGCACAUAAAGAAUGCUCAGAGUUAUUCACUCAAUGCCGCUGAAGGUUUCCGUAGAGCCCUGAAAGGAAAUUACGCCUUCAUCGGCGAGUCUGUGUCCCUCGACCUGGCAGUGGCCAGAUACUGUAACCUCACACGAGCUCCUGAAAUCAUUGGUAUGAGGGGCUACAGCAUCGCAGCACCUUUAGGCUCUCCUCUCGUAAAGAAUCUGAGUGUUGGUAUUCUCGGUCUCAGUGAGUCUGGCGAGCUGGAUUAUUUCCGCAGUAAGUGGUGGGCAAGCAGUUGUGUGGCUAAGAGCGAUACGAGCGCUCCACUGAAGGCCAGCAGUCUGAAGGGAAUCUUCUUAUUACUGGCGUUUGGUCUGGGACUGGGACUUCUCAUUGCUCUGAUGGAACUGGCCGCCAAAUCACGCGCCGUCGCUAAAUCUGAGCAGAAAUCCUGCUGCUCUGUUCUGUCCGCUGAGCUCAGUCGACGCUUCAGAGGUGGCGAGAUCACAUCACCCGAGUCUGUCGAGAAGAACAAAGCUUAAAACUCGCAGCACAUAUUAAUUUAUAUCUCAUAGUUAUUCACUACUAAUCGAUCCGGGUAUAAAAAUAUAAUCCAUGUUUGUGAGGUUCACCCAGGUAUGUGUAACAUUUUUAUUAAUAGAAAGAACUGACAGCAUUAAUUCUUUAAUAAACAUUUCUAUAGCUUUUAAUUUGGUCUAUUACAUAACACUGAUGUUUAAUGCAUUUCAUUGGAGCACAUUAAAAUUAUCCAAAUGUCUGAUGAUGCCAGAAAUUCAGAACAAGAUGUUAUAUAAAUUCAACAUGUCUUUUUUUAGAUUGUUAAGCUUAGCCUUUGUGUUAUUGUGAUAGCAAAACAAUGUGUGUCAUGAAGCAAGUUUUAAUAUGACUAAAAUGAUAAUAUAGCCUACAGUGUGCAUUGAUUGCAGUUAUUUGAAUGAUGUGUCUGCUAUGAUGUGCUAUUAAAAACACAGACCUUUCUUUUAUUGUGCCAUUGUUAAAGAAUUUUCUUAACAAAAAUAAAAAAGGUGAAAUAUGCAUUUUGCAUAUGUA
This is a messenger RNA of Misgurnus anguillicaudatus (oriental weatherfish), 1972 nucleotides long. The record is from RefSeq and is a predicted model, not a curated record. NCBI's taxonomy places the organism in Eukaryota, Metazoa, Chordata, Actinopteri, Cypriniformes, Cobitidae.